This is a messenger RNA of Drosophila innubila, 1189 nucleotides long. RefSeq names its product angiopoietin-related protein 7-like. NCBI's taxonomy places the organism in Eukaryota, Metazoa, Arthropoda, Insecta, Diptera, Drosophilidae. The record is from RefSeq and is a predicted model, not a curated record. The transcript has 3 exons. Bases 33 to 1154 code for a protein of 373 amino acids.
UUCUAUUAUUUAGAAGUGGAAAUUCCAAAAAGAUGCAAGUCGUUUUGUUAAAAUCAUAUUUGACGAUAAUGAUUGUUGUUUUUGCAACUAAAGGAGCUUUUUCUGAUACGUUUUGUCAUGAAUCUAGGAAACUGGAUUCCGUGUGUGCUUCCUAUUGCUAUAGGGUCAGUAAACCUCUAUUUCAAAUGGCACCCAAAUGUUAUAGCAAGGAUGCCGAGAUAAUUAAGCUCAAGGAUCAGUUGACAAAGCUAGCGAAACAGAAUGCAGUUUGGGAAGAGAAGGCAUCGCAGUUUGAAAACCAGAUGAAGCUGGUUUCAGAUAUGGCAGAAAUCAAGGCAAAUGUUGCCAAUCUUCAAUCAAACAGACAAGUUGAUAGCAACAAUUUAAAGCAAGUAACCGACCAAAUAAAUGCUUAUCUCAGUAUAAACAAUAUUCAAAACUCCCUGAAGUCCGGCGAUGCGAUCAAUAAAGCACAAAACCAGAAAAUUAAUGGUUUGCAAACCAAACAAGGAUCUGUUCAGAAUAAACCAGACUAUAAAAUACUUGAAUCCACAGAGAAAAAUGCACAAUAUUUAGAUAAUUGUGGAAACUCUUCGGGUAUUCAAAUGAUUCAAGUUUCGGGCAUUUCCGAACCAUUCGAAGUGCUAUGCGAUAAUAUAACAAUGGAUUUCCCCUGGAUAGUCAUUCAAAAACGAGUUAGUAGAGACCUCGACUUCAAUAGAAAUUGGCAAGAUUACGCUAACGGCUUUGGCGAUGUCAAUGACAAUUACUUUAUGGGUUUGGAAAAGAUCUAUUAUCUGACAAAAACACAGCCUUACGAGCUAUAUGUGCACUUGGAAAGCUUUAAGGGUCAGACAGGAUUUGCCCGCUAUAGCUACUUCGUUUUAGGCAGCUCCAGGGAUCAAUGUCGCAUACAGAGUCUCGGGAUAUAUACUGGAAAUGCGGGAAAUGCAAUGUCAGAUAUACUAGAUAAACGAUUUAUAACUCCCUAUGACAGCAACCGGGGAGGCUGGUGGGAAUCUAAUAAUUGCAAUCUGAAUGGACGCUAUUCUGACUUUGAGAUUAGCAAUACUCAUGGAAUUUGGUGGAAGAAAUUUAACGAAGGUCGCACUCUCAAAACUGUAAAAAUGCUUAUAAGGCCAGCGCGCACUUAAAUGAAUAUUAAUAAUAAAAUUAAUAUUGAUAUUGA